Molecule: messenger RNA, 912 nt
Organism: Serpula lacrymans var. lacrymans S7.9
Lineage: Eukaryota; Fungi; Basidiomycota; Agaricomycetes; Boletales; Serpulaceae
Exons: 2
Coding region: 16-825 (269 amino acids)
Source: RefSeq, a predicted model, not a curated record
GGUAGCGAAGCAGCCAUGAAGGAGCUGAUGGAAAUGGUCAUCCAGUUUCUCUGCGCCAGGUAUCCCAACCAGUUCUAUUACAAUGAGUGGACGGGGAUGUUCCAUAACCACAUCCUUGCUUCGCGGUCGGAUACGCGAAAAAUUAGACCAUUGGUCUUCCUCCUUCAGAAUGUCCCUGAAGAUUUUCUCAUCGUGCAGAAAGAUGAGAAGACAGGACUGUCUGUGUUGACUGCUGGGGUGUCGUGCUCUGCUGUGGGGUGGAACCUAUCACUGAAGAUUGGACAGCCCCUUCACCAAAUUCAUGGCCCCGUCCCCUUCUAUAAAGAGAAGAUGUCGUUCUCCAUGGAUAGGUCCAAUAUGCCUUGCGAUAAGCCGAUCCAGCGCGGUUCAUGGGGCUUGGAGAUUGGAGAGCCUUUGUAUCUUCAAGCUGAGGACCCAGAUUUUGCCAUGCGUACGCAGCAAGAUCCACAGCUCAAAGUAUCGGAUAUUUCUCUGCGUGUUGAUUGGCAGACCCUCCGACGAAUGCCACGUUCUCAGGCGAUCGUCUUUAAUUUCAAGGCUCUAUUUACGCCACUUACUCAUUUUCGUCGGGAGCCUUUCGUCCCAAAACUACUCCUAAAGGUACUCUCCGAGGGGCAGAAGUCGAUUAUGGAAUAUAAGGGUACAUGGCAUGUCGAACAUGUGGUUUUACCUGCUUUGAAACUGUGGGCAGACGAACAAGAGGAGCACAAGUGGGUUCCUAGAGACUGGCAGGUUAGAACGUUGGAUGAGGAUCCAUUUUACCCUGGAUGGGGUUAUAAUCGUGAUUACGAUGAUGACUCAUAGCCUGUAUUGCAUUUGUCUAUGGAUACACUGCAAUCUGUCGCCAUGUAAUUCUGUCCGACUAUGCAACAAUCCUAUGCACAGAACCGU